UAUAAAAGCUUGCGACAUCCAUUCUUUCCACAACUGUUGCUCGACGCAAUGGCUGCUGGUUGGCUCUUGGUUGUUGUGGCGUAUGCUAUCUUGAUGGAUGGAGGCCUUUGUGCUCCUCCUGGUAUUCAACAAGAUGAAUUCAAGGCUGGACUUAAAAAAGGUUUAUCAGCUGUCUACCCUGAUGAUGAUUCACUGAGGAAGGCUUUUGAAGUGCUCCAGUCUUUGAAUUCUCUGUUGAAGCUACAAAAUAAAGGUCAACGUUAUCACCAAGCAAGCUACAAUGUGAGCAACACCCAGCAGCAGGAAAAUGUGACCGCCCAACAGCAGAGCUACAACAUGAGCGGCGUCCAACUGCAGAGUGACAUGAGCAGCGGCCAUGAGCACCAUGUCUUCAGUCCCAAACACCAUCGCAACAACAUGAGCAGCGGCCAUCAGGUUGUCUUCAGCCCCCACCAGCAAAGCCAUAACAUGAGCAAUGGCCAGCAGAGCAACAACAUGAGCACAGGACAACACAUCUUCAGCCACCAAAAGCAGAGUUACAACAUGAGCAGCGACAUGAGCGGUGGCCACCAGCAUGUCUUCAGCCACCAAAAGCAGAGCUACAACAUGAGGAGCCACCAACAAAAUGUCUCAAAUCCCCACCAGCAGAACUACAACAUGAGCACAGGACAACACAUCUUCAGCCACCAAAAGCAGAGUUACAACAUGAGCGGUGGCCACCAGCAUGUCUUCAGCCACCAAAAGCAGAGCUACAACAUGAGCAGCCACAAACAGCAGAGCUACAACAUGAGCAAUGACCAGCAGAGCUACAACAUGAGCACAGGACAACACGUCUUCAGCCCCCAACAGCAGAACCACAACAUGAGCAGUGGCCAGCAGCAUGUCUUUGGGCACCAAAAGCAGAGCUACAACAUGAGCGGCAUCCAACUGCAGAGUGACAUGAGCAGUGGCCAUAAGCACAAUGUCUCCAGUCCCAAACAGCAGAUCUACAACAUGAGCAGAGGACAACAGAAUGUCACCAGCACCCAAAAGCCAAGCCACAACAUGAGCAGCAGCAGCAGCAGCCAACGGACCACUACGUUCAGCACCCAACAGCCGAGCUACAUGAGCAGCACCCAACAGAACGAGAACACAAUCAGUCACAACCAGAGUGGUGACGUGAGCGGCACCUAUUUGGGUGACGCAACAGAUGUGCUUCUUGUGAAUGUAUGAUGUGAGCUGUCAGAUGGUUGGGGAAUGAUUAAAAGCAUGGAAACAA
This is a messenger RNA of Hippocampus comes (tiger tail seahorse), 1258 nucleotides long. RefSeq lists its product as uncharacterized. The record is from RefSeq and is a predicted model, not a curated record. Bases 49 to 1212 code for a protein of 387 amino acids. The transcript is spliced from 4 exons. Lineage: Eukaryota; Metazoa; Chordata; Actinopteri; Syngnathiformes; Syngnathidae.